Labrus bergylta (ballan wrasse) is the source of this 1685-nucleotide messenger RNA. Its product is annotated as keratin, type I cytoskeletal 13. Lineage: Eukaryota; Metazoa; Chordata; Actinopteri; Labriformes; Labridae. Gene Ontology annotation, cellular component: cytoskeleton. Gene Ontology annotation, molecular function: structural molecule activity. The record is from RefSeq and is a predicted model, not a curated record.
CUUUAAAAGGAGCAAGCUGAUCCGUCUCUCCUCACUUCUCUCCUCUUUCCCUCCACCGGAGAUCAGACAGACAGACGGCUCCUCUUCCUACUCCAUCAUCAUGACAAUGAUGUCCACUUAUUCCACACGGAACUCCAUGAUGGGUGGAGGAAGCAGCUAUGGAGGUGGCGCAGGUUUGGGCAUGGGAAGAUCAUCAAUGGGCGGAGGCAUGAGCUCGUACAGCAUUGCAGGAGGAGCGAUAGAUGGAGGUGUGAGGGUCUCCCGGGCCAGCAGGACCUUCUCUGCUGGUGGUGGUGGUGGUGGAGGCGGUGGCGGCUUUGGCUUCGGUGCUGGUGCAGGUUUUGGUGGCGGCGCAGCUGCAGACGACAGCGUCAUCGGGAACGGGAAGUUCGCCAUGCAGAAUCUGAAUGACCGUUUGGCCACCUACCUGGCCAAGGUGGCCACUCUGGAGACGGCCAACGGCGAGCUGGAGCUGAAGAUCAAGCAGUUUGUGGAGAGCAAGGUCGGCCCCUCCACCAGGGACUACAGCGCCUUCUACGCCACCAUCUCUGAGAUGCAGGGAAUGAUCCAGGACGCCAUCCUCCUCAAAGCAACAGUCAUGCUGAGCAUCGAUAACGCCAAGCUGGCUCAGGACGACUUCAGAAUGAAGUUUGAGAACGAGCUGUCGAUGCGUCAGUCAGUUGAGGCCGACAUUGCCGGUCUGAAGAUGCUGCUGGGAGAAAUGGGCGUGGCCAAGACCGACCUGAUCAUGCAGACAGAGUCUCUGAGGGAAGAGCUGGUGUCCAUGAAGAAGAACCACGAGGAGGACCUGAUGUCCAUGCGCACUCAAAUGAGCGGGCAGGUGAACGUGGAGGUGGACGCCGCCCCUCAGGCUGACCUCACUAGAGUCUUGGAGGAAAUCAGAGAGACGUAUGAGGCAUCUGCCGCCAAGGGCCAGAGAGAGCUCGAGUCCUGGUUCCAGGCUAAGUCGGCGGAGAUCAGUCAGGAAGUGGCAACAACAGAGAUGACGAUGAAAUCAACAUCAACAGAGGUGAAGGAUGUGAAGAGUCAGCUUCAGGGUCUGGAGAUCGAGCUCCAGUCACAACUCAGCAUGAAAGCGUCUCUUGAAGCCACACUGAGCGAGGUCCAGAGCCGCUAUGGCAUGCAGAUGAACGCAUAUCAGUGUCAGGUGACCAGUCUGGAGGAGCAGCUGGUUCAGCUGAGAGCCGACCUGGAGCGUCAGGGACAGGAGUACCAGAUGCUGCUGGACAUCAAGACCAGGCUGGAGAUGGAGAUCGCCGAGUACAGGAGGCUGAUGGACGGAGAGGGAGCUUUAUCUUCAAUGGUCUCCUCCUCCAUGUCCUCCUCUGGUUUGGCCUCCUCUGCCAUGAACGGCAGUUCCUCCUCCUCCUCCUCCACCACCACCACCACCACAGUCGUCACAAAGGUCAUCGAGGUGGAAGAGACGGCCUGAGACCACUUACACGUCUGUCUGAACCGAAGUCAAGCCUCAACCAAUUAACUCUCUGCAUGCCGACCCAGGCUGCAGAUCUAUCACUUCAUUCUCUACUCAGCUUUAAUUCACAAUGACUCCAUAGAUUCUGGGUGUUAGAGGGGGGAUUGAACCUUGUAAGCCUUGGCAGGGAAUGAGUUUAAAAAAAAAUCUUCUGUCUGAUGCUGCAAGGAAUAAAACUUUACUUAACUCA